AUGGAGGCGCGGCGGGGCGUGGCAGGGCUCACAGGCAAGACAGGCAGCCCAACGGGCCAUGCUUCGCCAAACCGCGCUGCUACUUGGGCGAUACCUCUGCUCGAGGCCUACGAUACCCCUGGUGACAUGGGCGUGUCCAUCCACCCUCUCCGAUCCUCGACGACACACCACACUUGGCAUCAGGGUCGGCCACCCAGACGAACCCAUCUUAUUCUAGACAUGGCUUCAAAUUCAUCACGAUUCCGACGACUGCACCCCACGGUCGCAGACUCGGCCCCAAUACGAUGGACAGGAGGCCGUCGCUUUGCCGCGCGACGCUCCGAGCCUUGUCGCGCAUUGUUCCCACGAGAGAGAGCAGUCAGUCCUGCGCCCACCGGCUCGGUAACGUAUGUAAGCUUAGCGAUAUCAAAUGUCCCCCAAAGGGGUGGUGGAUACAACCUGCGCCUUGGUGUGUUGGGAUCCCAUGGACUUCCGCUUUUUGCAUCUGGAAAAUCUAGUCGCGAUACCUACCUCGGAAACAGACACUACUACACUACACGUCACCGGCCGGGUGGCCGACGACAAUCCCUUCUCGCACCCCGUCUACGACGGUCCUCUAUUCACUCUGUUCAGCCUGUAGCCCCUGCUCCUGUGUUUGGAGCUGAGGUCGGUUCUUCACCGAUGAUUGCUCACUCGUGCAGACAUUGCUUUGUCUUGCUGCGAUGCAAUGCGAUGCGAUGCGAUAUGGGAUUUGCAGUCAAAGAUGUGGUGUACAAGUACCCAUUGUGA
This is a messenger RNA of Thyridium curvatum, 768 nucleotides long. RefSeq lists its product as uncharacterized. The transcript has a single exon. NCBI's taxonomy places the organism in Eukaryota, Fungi, Ascomycota, Sordariomycetes, Thyridiales, Thyridiaceae. The record is from RefSeq and is a predicted model, not a curated record. Bases 1 to 768 code for a protein of 255 amino acids.